GUGACUGCACAAAAUGAAAAGGCUGGGUAAGUCGGAAAAGCGGUGUAUUGCCAAAAAUGUUGGUGUUUUCCUUUAAAUUAUCGCUAUAGCUGAAUGGUGAUCUCAGAAGGGGAAAAUGUUGAUUUAGUAUUUUAAUUGACAGUCCUUUCAUGGCAGUUCUUUUUGAAUUCACACGAGACAUCACUGUAAAAUGUAAACGGGCCAAAACUCAACAAUAUUUAGCAAUAAAAUCUAAUCAAAAUUGUACAUUGAAUAUCAUUUUUUUGUCCUAAAUAUUGGUGAAAGUGUAAGGUCUCUCUUAAAGUAGUUAAUAAUCUGCAGGAAUGAUCCUGGUUUCAUAACAGUUGAAAAAUUUGAAAUAAUUAUUUGAGUUUGAUCUGACAAGCACACCUAAAUGUAUCCCGUUUUUUAAAAUGUGACGAUGCAUUUCUGCGCUGGUGUGUGCUAUCAAAAAAUAUUGGCUAAACAUAAUAUUUUGGACAUUUUUUGGCUUGUUUUUCUUCAAAUCAGUGAAAAAUCAGUGACCUAUUUCACCAUAUUCUUUAGGAAAAGUAUUUGGAUUUCUGCAGGGUAUAUCACAGGGUCACUUGUUGUGACAGUGUGAUGCCUGAACUGCCAUGCAAUGUAAACCUGUUUGAGGUGAUCUGAUCUGUGUAUGCGGUGUGUUUUAGGUGAUCUGAUCUGUGUGUGUGCAGAGUGUAUCUGUACAGCCAAUCACUUCAGGGCUCAUCUACUCUCACUCCUGUGCGUCUUGCUUCUCUCUCUCUCCCUCCCCCUCUCUCUCUCUCUCUCUCCCUCUCUCCCCUUCCUCCAUCUCCUCACUGGAUGCGACUGCUGGGAUCUUCCAAUCAAACUAGGAGCUGGAUGAGCUGGCUGACGACCGGAUGGCCCUGGUGUCUGGGAUCAGUCUGGACCCCGAGGCGGCCAUCGGGGUCACCAAACGCCUGCCGCCCAAGUGGGUGGAUGGGGUGGAUGAGAUUCAGUACGAGGUCACGCGGAUCCGGCAGAAGAUGAAAGAGCUGGCCAGCCUCCACGAUAAGCACAUGAACCGGCCCACACUGGAUGACAGCAGUGAGGAGGAGCAUGCCAUAGAGAUCACCACACAGGAGAUCACACAGAUGUUCCACCGCUGCCAGCGGUCUGUGACCAGCCUGCAGGCGCGGUGCGGCCACUGCACGCAGCAGGAGGAUCGGCUCCUGAGGAACGUGGUGUCCUCGCUGGCCCAGAGCCUGCAGGACCUGUCCAUCAGCUUCCGCCACACGCAGUCCGGCUACCUGAAACGGAUGAAGAAUCGAGAGGAACGGUCGAAGCACUUUUUUGACACGUCUGGCCCGCUGAUGGAGGAGGACGAGGACAUCGCUCUGUAUGACCGGGGAUUCACGGAUGACCAGCUGGUCCUGGUUGAGCAAAACACAGUUAUGGUGGAAGAGCGGGAGAGGGAGAUCCGACAGAUCGUUCAGUCCAUCUCCGACCUGAACGAGAUCUUCCGGGACCUGGCUGGAAUGGUGGUGGAACAGGGCACCGUGCUGGACAGGAUUGACUUCAAUGUGGAGCAGGCCUGUGUGAAAACAGACGAGGGGCUGAAGCAGUUACAGAAGGCGGAAGGGUACCAGAAGAAGAACCGCAAGAUGCUGGUCAUUUUAAUCCUGUUUGUCACUGUUAUUGUCCUUAUACUCAUUCUGUUUGGGGUAAAGUUCAGGUAAUGGAGCUCUGCGCUUUCAGUGUAUGCGUGUACACAUUUUCCUGUACCCGUGUAUGCGCGCGCGUGUGUGUGUGUGUGUGUGUGUGUGUGUGUGUGUGUGUAUACGAGGGCCCUCUCUGUACUUCCAAGUCAAAGCUGCCUUUGUCUGAAUGUAUAUGGAAUCAAAGCACCCGACCUGACGAUCCAAAACAAGAUGGCCCCCUGUCCUGCUGGCAGCACUCAGGCUCUGGUUAUGCGUACGCAGUGCAUGAUCCCAAAGAGCGAGGAUGAGGAACAAGGGGUGCCGUUUCUCCCCCAUCCUGUACGCACACACAAAAUGCCUGUACCCACCUGUCCCUGUUUCGCCCCAAUCUGUACCCGCCUGUCACUCUUUCUCCCUGGAAUCUCCCCAUUCUGUACGUACACACAGAACACCUGUACCCACCUGUCAUUCUCUCCAUUUUCGGUGAACUUUUAAAACCGGCCCAAAACUGUCUGGCCAGUCAGGAGAGGGGGCUGUGUGGGGACUUGUUUACUGACUGAGGACCAAGCCGCACUGAGCAUGCUCACGACCAACCCACUUUAUUUCCCGUCUGUUUUCCUGCCCGACGUUCCCGUUCCUGGAGUGUUUGCUUUCCCGUUCCUGGGGUGUUUGCUUUCCCGUUCCUGGGGUGUUUGCUUUCCCGUUCCUGGAGUGUUUGCUUUCCUGUUCCUGGAGUGUUAGCGUUCCCGUUCCUGGGGUGCAUGAGUGGGAGGACCAUGAGAGGGAAAAGCCCUGCCGAGCUCAGACAGGGUUCAUCAUCGCAGUGCAGCUCUCGCACCGUGAUGGCUGAAGUCUGAUUAAAGACAGCACUGCAGACUGUUUGGGCUCCGUGUUUCGGGUUACUGGGGCACGGGCUCCCCUCUGCAGAGACUGUCUUUGGAGGCAGGAGAAGUACAAAAAAAAAAAAACGGUUAAAGAAGUUGAACCACCGAGCGGUUGAAAUUACCACGUUUGUCUUUUUUUUUUGCUUUUGUUAAAGUAACACUUUUCAAAUAGGACGCACCUUGGCUACCCCUUAAAUGGACAUGCAUGGAUGUCUAGUCAUUGUCAGUAUCUUUGCCCUCCUGCCUGUCUGUACCAACAGCAUCCGUACUCCGCCCCUCUCCACACAACUAAUUUCACCCAGGCGCAAACAUGCUGAAAGACUGAGCCGUUAUGGUUUGUGUACCUGUCAAACUACUUUAUUCUGUAAAAUAUGAAAUAUCACACUAUUUAUUUGAAACUGAAUCAAGCUGCAAGUGCAAGUGACUUGGGGCAAAGUAAACCAUUAUGGAGUCAAAGAAUCGUUUGACCUUAGAUGCACAAAAACAUGUUUUAUGUGGUCGAUUCUUUGACCACACUACAGAGAUGCAACCCAAAUAUGAAAAACUUUUUGAAAGUUUCAGACCUGAAAUUACUUUUGCCCCAACCAAAGGUAUGUCUUCUCCUACUACUGUACAUGAUGCAAACUGAUAAAUAUUUCACUUUAAAUCAAGUGUAGAUGCCUUACAUUGUUGAAGAAUUUCUGUCCUGUUAUCAAUCAGAUUGAAUCAUGGGUUAAAGUAUUCUCCACAUCCAGUGCCCUGUAUCAGUUGUGUACAGUUUAAAAUCUUUGGUCUUGGUGUUGUAACAUUUUGUGUGAACAUACCGCUGACGUCCUAAUGGUACUGUAUAUUAGCUGACGUUUUAUGAGGAUGUAUGCAGAGUUUUUUUAAAUAAAUAUGGAACAAAGUU
Conger conger (European conger) is the source of this 3437-nucleotide messenger RNA. It is a transcript of the gene stx16, whose product is annotated as syntaxin 16. Lineage: Eukaryota; Metazoa; Chordata; Actinopteri; Anguilliformes; Congridae. Bases 885 to 1703 code for a protein of 272 amino acids. The transcript has 8 exons. Gene Ontology annotation, molecular function: SNAP receptor activity; SNARE binding. The record is from RefSeq and is a predicted model, not a curated record. Gene Ontology annotation, biological process: vesicle fusion; vesicle-mediated transport; intracellular protein transport. Gene Ontology annotation, cellular component: SNARE complex; endomembrane system; membrane.